This is a messenger RNA of Harpia harpyja (harpy eagle), 1724 nucleotides long. It is a transcript of the gene HSPB8, whose product is annotated as heat shock protein family B (small) member 8. The record is from RefSeq and is a predicted model, not a curated record. Gene Ontology annotation, biological process: cellular response to unfolded protein. The coding region runs from base 504 to 1106 and encodes 200 amino acids. The transcript has 3 exons. Gene Ontology annotation, cellular component: cytoplasm; nucleus; protein folding chaperone complex. Gene Ontology annotation, molecular function: protein homodimerization activity. NCBI's taxonomy places the organism in Eukaryota, Metazoa, Chordata, Aves, Accipitriformes, Accipitridae.
GUUAGAGAAGUUUCUCGGCUCCGAGCUCAGGCAUUUAUUGCAGCUCUCGCCCGGGAGUGGCAGGCAAAGUCGUGCAUAAAGUGCUGGGGAGCGAGAGGGAAGAGAUAAGCUUUUUAAUCUCGGGAUAUUCGUUUGGGGUUUUUUUUUUUUCCCUCUCCCACUGAGAAGUUUUAUUUUCUUCUCCCCGGUCCCUGGGAUCACAGCCAGACAGGAAGCAUUUUCUCGCGGCCAGAGAGCUCCCUCCGUCCUUCCUGCGCUCCUCCGGCUCCCGGUGAUUCAGCUCUGAAUUGAUUUUCUCCGUCGUCCUUCACCUGGUGCCGGGGAAGGAGGGGACCGUCCCCGCAGCUCCCACCCGCAGCCGCAAGAUCCCAUCCCGCCCGGGGUGGAUGCGUCUCCUCCGGGACAGGCUCCCCGGGCAAGUUUGCAGCCAGGAGCGGCCGCACAGAGGGUGAAGCUCUGUGGGAGAGCCCCGGGGACACGCUCGGACCCCUCCGAAGAAAGCCAUGGCCGACAGCCAGAUGCCCUUCUCCUGCCAUUACCCCGGCAGGCGCAGCGUCCGCGACCCUUUCCGAGAGCCCGGCUUGACCUCGCGCCUGCUGGACGAUGAUUUCGGCAUGUCGCCCUUCCCCGGGGACCUGACGGCGGACUGGCCCGACUGGGCUCGGCCCCGGCUUACCACUACCUGGCCGGGUCCCCUGCGUGCCGGCAUGGCCCGAGCCUCCACCAUGGCCCCCGGUUACGGUUCCCGCUUCGGGGGGUACCCCGAGAGCCGCAGCCCCGUGCCUUUUCCCCGCGAGCCCUGGAAGGUGUGCGUCAACGUGCACAGCUUCAAACCCGAGGAGCUGACGGUCAAAACCAAGGAUGGCUACGUUGAGGUGUCAGGCAAACACGAGGAGCAGCAGGUGGAAGGAGGGAUCGUCUCCAAGAACUUCACCAAGAAAAUCCAGCUGCCCUACGAGGUGGACCCCAUCACGGUCUUCGCCUCUUUGUCGCCGGAGGGGCUGCUGAUCAUCGAGGCACCCCAGAUCCCUCCCUACCAGCAGUACAGCGAGGGCGGCUGCAGCAGCGAGAUCCCCGUCGAGAGCCAGGAGGCCACCUGCGCCUGACCGGCCACCCGCAUCCCUCCCGCACCCCGGCAUCCCUCCAUCCCUCUCUCCUCUCCCCCCGGACCCCCGCUUCCCCGGUCCCCUGCGGCACGGCGUCCGGAUAGCCUCCGGCAAGGGUGAUGGGUGCCGCUCGCAGGGACGGCAGCACCCGCCACCCCGCAGGGGGACCAACUGAGAGCCGGGGCACGCGCGCUGGGUGCCAGGCCACCGUCCCCGAGGGCUUCUAGCGGUCUGAGGUGCCGGUAGAGAUUUUGUGCCCAUGGGGCUGAGCAGAACAGAUGGCCUCAUUACGGUUCUUUUUCGCUCCGAGGCGCUCGGAUGGGAUAUUUAUAACGAUAGCAAAAAAGGGCCCUUUUUUGUCUAAAAUUGAUGUGGAAUCCCAUAGCCAUGUGUCUUUUCCUCCUCUGUGGGUUGGGUUUUUUUUAAACUACAUCUCUGCAAAGGACGCGCGUCCGGCGGCGGAGCUUGAUGGCACGGCCUCCGUCCUGAGAAAUGCAAACUGUCCGCGUGGCUUGAACAUUGGUUUUGUUUUGGGGUUUUUUUUUUUUCUUUUUUUCCAAAGAGAAUUUGUGCUUUUACUUGUCAGACUUGAGGAAUAAAACCCAGUUGAUGUUCUUA